AUGCAGGUCUUGGCUGCGCGGCAGUGGAGAACAUGGGGAGGACCAGGUGGUGAUGUGGCCAAUGCAGGUCCAGCUUCACUGUAUCCAGUUGUGAAGCCUGGGGACAUCAUAUACCUGAGGGCCUACAACGGCAACCUCCUCGGUAUCCGGGAUUUCCACGUUGGAGCGCAUUCGCGGGAAAAGGCCUCAGGGCAGGCUUUCAAGGUGGAGAAGCGCUCGGUGGGCGAUGUCUACCAUGGAGACAGGAUAUUCCUGACCAACACCAAUGGAUUCAAACUGGAGGUCAAUGGAGAUGAGGUUAGUGCGCGUGGGUCCCACAUGGGUCCCAAACAAGAAUUUGUUAUUGAGCGUUCCGGAGCAAUUCCUAAGCCAAUUGCAGCAGGCGACACCAUUUUUCUACGAGCACAUACUGGCAAACACAUCGAUGUGGUUGGGCACAAUGUGCAGGCACGAUUCACGCGCCAGGAAGAACCAUACCGCCAUACUGAACUGCAGCUGAGCCGAUCCGGGAAGCCACAGCCACAGUCCAAGACAUUGAAGCUACAUCUCAGCAUCUCCCCGGAUGGCCGAAAGCUUCUCUUCGUGGACAAAAACUGCCGCUUCCGCGGCCAGCAAGCGGGCUUCCAGGGGUGGAAGGCUCCUCUUGACUUGCUGGAGCACAUGCAUGGGCGGACGUUGACCUUGAAGCUGGUCUCCCUUGGCGCGGCCGCACCGUGGUUUCUGAGGUACGCCCUCACGACGGGCCAGAGCGACAUGCCAGCCCAAGUCGAGGCAUUUCCUGCACUUCACACUCUGGCUUUUGUGAUGGGCCGCAAGGCAGAUGUUCCCGCGGAUGUCGCAGAAGCUGGUGAGGAUGCACGGGAAGCCAGGGAGACGGCAAUUCCACCUUCACAAGGCACGGUGGCCCCUCCCCCGCAAAAGGCGACGAGCUUAAGCCUGGCUGCGGCAAUUCCCAAAAGAGCUGGAUCUGCAGCGACGGCGCCGACCACAGCACCUCUAACGCCUCCAACGCGGAGCGAGCUCCAAGAUCAGGGUGCGUCCACAUUGCCACCUCCAUCGUCAUCCAGCGGUGUGACAGAUCCCAGUGCACCUGUCGGUCAGUCGCGAUCUGCAGAGAUGCAGAGCGAAACCACCGGCAAAGUGUCUGUCAAAGCAGCUCCACCUCGCAAGUUUGCCACAGCGCGGCCAGACCUCGAUCGCUUGGAUGAGAGCACCGAAGCCAACAGAGCCGCCAACAGAGAAGGGCUGCAAGAUUCAUCCAGCUCUUCCCAGGCAAGUGCAAGUGCCAGCAAAGCUCUGGACAAUUCAGCCUUCACGCGCGUCAACGCAGAACCUCAAGCACCAACACCGUCUUCAUCUGGAAUACGUUCUUUCCAGCCCAUUGCGCCGGUGGCUGGUGUUUCAGCUCCCCCAGUCUCAGUUCCAUUGCGAACUGCAGGUUUGGGCAAACCCACAAGAUUCGAGGAUGUCCAGAAAAUCACGGUCUUGGCACCAUCCCCAGCCAAGGCCAAAGCUUUGGCCACAGGAGCCAAGGAGGCAGCUCGACAAACCGGAGCUGAAGCCAGUGAAAGCUGCGAUGAGGGCACGCCAAGGACGCCAACUGCGCUGGCAGUUCCCACCCGCAACAAAGAACAGCUAGGUGCGCUGCAGUGUGGCGGCUGCACGCGAGACCCUGUCAGGUCUUCCUGGCAGGAAGGCUUAGGAGGUGCAGUGGCUGUCCCCGUGUUGCCAGCAAGCUGGACCACUGACCUUCCCGAAUCGGGCAUUGAUCCGGGACCUAUAGCCAGCUGGCUCGAGGGCCGCUUGUCCUGGACUGGCUGCUAUUGCCGGAUCAUAGAUGGCCUGCGGAGAUACACUCUUGAAGAGGGCGAGAGACCGACCAGGGUCGCAGAGGAUGCCGCGGCAGACAUGGGCUGGCAGGCGCGCAAGAUCCUCGCCGAGCACAUCGGCCUUCACGCGCCAUCAUCUUUGCUGGCUUUCUUGGCUGGGGGUACACCAUCCAUGCUUGCUGAAGCGAAAACAUUGGAAGGACUGCUGCCGCGUGGCUCCAAGGAAAAGCCAGCGCAGGCUUUGACGAAUGCAUAUCAGUGGUUCAUUGGAGGUUUGGGCCUGGGACCGGAGGGCCUUCGUGAGGGUGGUGGACGACUGCAGAUGGCGCUCGCCUUUCGGCGCUUGCAACUUCGGGCCCACCCUGUACAACACGGCUCGCAGCGGAAGCUGCUCGAAGCGAGCAUCUCCCUGGAGACUCUGCGAGCCGCAGGUGUUGCACAACGCGGAGGUCGCAUGGCGCGAUGUGAUGAUGUGGGCAGAGAGCUGACAGAUCACGAGCUGCUGCUACUGAUUGAGAUACAGAGCCAAAGAGAUGAUCGUGAGCUGGAGGCGCAAGGCUUCCUUGAUCCGCCUCGGUCCAAACGCCUUUUUGCCUACGCGCGCUCCCUCGAAGUGAUCCGAAAGGACCUCAAAGGAAUACAGAAAAGCUUGUCUCUGGAUAAUGCAAGGCAAGUGCUCGGGCUAAGCCACAGCGCAUCGACGGAGCAGCUGACCAAGGCCUACCGCAAGAAGGCUCUCCAGCUACACCCGGACAGGUGCGGCGAAGCUUCAACCGAAGCAUUUCAAUCCCUGCAGGAUGCAUACCAACUCCUUCUAUCGCAUGCGGAUAGAAUCGCGCGGGCCUCUGAAGUCGAUGUGGUCCCAAAGAUUGGGCCCAAUGAGACAGUGGUGCCGGGUGUGGAGUUCAAGCUCCCCAAAGAGUCUGGAGCUGAUGAUCUCGCUUUCAAAGCGGAUAUCGCCCUCAAACACGCGCAGACGUUUUUGGACAUGCAGCUUCUGACGAACAAGCCCUCUGCCCGUCCUGCUCGCGCCCACUCCGCUCCUUCGAAAAGGACCUUGGAUGCUGUGCUGGAAGAAUCAGAUGAGGGCGAUGAUGAAGAUGACGCCACAGAUGAGCCAGACGAAGGAAGGGGUCGCGCAGGCGAAGCAGACGAAAAUCAAGGCAUAUGGCGUACCAGCAGUCGCCAUGGACGCAGUAACCUGCUGCUGUACUGCGCAGGCCAGGUGCGAGAUACUGGCAGAUCGGCUGCAGAAGUGGGGAAUUCUGCAGUGGCGACGCAAUCCCAGGUGAUGCCGCUGAUUCAGGCCGUCAAGGAACUCAUGCAGACGAUGCCCGAUGAACUCUUUGGUGACGUCAUAAGGGAGGCCAACAAGUGCCUGUCCCAGAUUACGUCUGCGUGCGCGCUGGGGCACCAAGCCAGUCAGCAGGGCAUCGGUGCAAGCAACAAAGCCAUGCAGUACAAUGACAGCAAUGCUUUUUGGGAACCGCAGGGUGAGUCUGGCAGGCCCAAGGGCCGUGAGGUCAUGGAUGAGGCGACGCAGGCGGCUCUCAACUGCGCAGCUGCAGUGAUGGCUCUUCAUGACGGCUUCGAGGCCUCUCAUCGUCUGGCCGCAUUGCUAACCCACGCGUUGAAUAUGCGGGCGAAAAAUGGUGAAUCAGACCCACCUCCCAUCAAGGAGAGGCUGCCGAAGGAAGAGGACCUGACCGAUGCAGAGAAGCGUCGACGGCUGCUGCGCAUUGCCAGCGACAUCUAUGCAUCGAACCUUGAGAUGCUUCAGUGGCAGCGGGAGCUGCGCGACGCGGUGCGAUGCCGGCCAAAUCUCCUCGACCCAGUCUCGGUCUGGGAAAAGGAGGCCUUGUUCAGCAUGGCUUCAGAGGUGCUAGAAGGCUUAAAGCAGCGCCUGGCCGAGUGUGACCCAAGCGAUGGCUUUGAGCCUGUGGAGGCCAUUCUAUCCGUGACCCUGGCGGCGGCCAGCCUUCGCCGAGUGGCGUCUCCUCCGUCUAUCGAGGCCCGGCUGCUGCGGCUGGCGGCGCUCAUUCACGCCACUGCCCUUGUCAAGCUGCUUGAGGAGUUCUUCAGCUUUUGCCUAGCAGACCUAGGCAACCGCUGCUUUGAGCCCCGCGAUGUGAAUCUCAUGAAGCGCCGCUGCGAUCAAGCAGUGGGAGAUCUGAAGUUUCUGCAGGUGGACGGUUCGGUGCAGUACACGGGCUAG
Molecule: messenger RNA, 4044 nt
Organism: Symbiodinium pilosum
Lineage: Eukaryota; Dinophyceae; Suessiales; Symbiodiniaceae
Source: the annotation of a GenBank genome assembly